UACAAAGAUCUAGAUCCUUUCGAAGGGGGCUUACAAAACUGAGUGCGGCAACUUACUCCCGCACAGUCGAGCGCGAGGUCUAUUACCUUUCAAAUCAAUCGUACCAUUGCCGAAAUGUUAAAGUUUCUCGUAGGGUUAAUGUUGUGUUGGCUCGUGCAAAGCUUCCCGGACGGGGCACCGAUAGACACGUGUGUGAAGAACCGUGCUAAUCAGCCUAAUCAUGGACAACACAGGACGCAACCCUUGUCCAGUCUACCGUACAGGGUCACGGCAUCAGCUUUGGGUUACGGUCCAAAUACUCCGGUCACAGUGACAAUAGAAGGCUCAGAGCCGUUCAAAGGGUUCUUCAUUCAAGCGCGUUCAGUGGAGCACGACAACUGGAUCGGCGCGUGGGAACCGGCGCCCAAUACGACCAUACAUCCAGAAUGUUCUUCCAUCACUCAUGGAGAUCCAGAGUUCAAGACUAGAGCUACUCUUUUGUGGAGAGCGCCCCCUGAUGGCCAUGGAAGGGUCUAUUUUACGGGGACAGUUUUGAAGAACUACGGAACUUUUUGGUCGAACCUCAUUGCCGAGGCACCCCAAGACCCUUCACAACUUCAAAUACUUGGGUGAAGUGUCAGAAAGCGGACCAGCAACAUAUUGUCAAAUGAUUUCUAAAAUUUACUUUUUUAAAUCAAUUGAUAUUGCUUUAAAAAGUGUUGCUUUUAAAAUUUAUUUACGUACGUAUUACGGUAGGCUAAAAAUAAUUGUAAAUAAAACUAAAUAUAAAUAAAUAGAUAAGUAUAUUAGUAUUACAUUGAGUAACAUAAAUGCAUCAUUUCAUAUCAAGAUCAACUAAUACAUUUGUGUGAGAAUCUCGCAGUUAUCACAAUUAGCAAAACGUGUUCAAAUCAUUAUCUGGCAACGUGUUAAAACAUCAUUAAAAUGUCAAAUGUCGUUUCUGAUAAGCUGUAUAAAAAUAUGAAUCUCAUAUUUCUGUAAAGGUACGUUUUCACCAGCAGAGUCAACAAUCCUUAGAACAUCUUUGCAAAAUCUCCAACAGUCUUAUUCGUGAAUUACAUUCUUAUCGACCACAACAGUUAUAAUAGG
Helicoverpa zea (corn earworm) is the source of this 1089-nucleotide messenger RNA. RefSeq names its product putative defense protein 3. The transcript is spliced from 3 exons. The record is from RefSeq and is a predicted model, not a curated record. Lineage: Eukaryota; Metazoa; Arthropoda; Insecta; Lepidoptera; Noctuidae. Gene Ontology annotation, molecular function: oxidoreductase activity, acting on metal ions. The coding region runs from base 115 to 612 and encodes 165 amino acids.